Molecule: messenger RNA, 1503 nt
Organism: Mucor velutinosus
Lineage: Eukaryota; Fungi; Mucoromycota; Mucoromycetes; Mucorales; Mucoraceae
Exons: 4
Coding region: 1-1503 (500 amino acids)
Molecular function (GO): actin binding
Source: RefSeq, a predicted model, not a curated record
AUGGAUUCUGGACUCUUGGCACAAAUUCAAAAGGGAAAAGCUCUCAAGAAAGCGCACACAAACGAUAGGUCGGCACCUAUAGUAUCUGCUAGCAAACCCAGUGGUGGUGCUCCUAUGGGAGGUAUGGCAAGACCUCCAAUGCCUGGUAUGGGCGCUGCUCCACCUGCCAUGCCACAUACUGCUUCAGCUCCACCCGUACCCAACAAUGCACCUACAGGCCCUCAAUUGGGUGGGCUGUUCGCAAAUGGUAUGCCAACACUUCGAAAAACACGAGGCGCUGCUGUAUCUACUGGAAGAGGAGAAUCAACAUCAUCGCCUCCACCACCACCUCCACCGAGUGCAUCUGUACCUCCACCACCUGUUAGAAACAGUGCUACACCUCCUGCUCCUCCAGCAUUCAACAAACCAUUUCCUGCUGUAUCGAGUCAUCACACGUUACCUAGAAACUUCAAAGCACCACCACCUAUUCCGGGAAAAUCACCCUCUAUUCCAUCAUUCAACUCGAAUAGUGCUGGUGCACCUCCACCGCCUGCACCUCCACCAGGAGGAUCAGUUGCAACAGGUGUAUCUCCAAAGAUCCAAGCCGCAUUAGUUCCCCCUGUGCCUGGUCGUUCGAGAUCCAACAGUUCUCCUCAAAGACCUGUGCCUCCUCCACCACCCAGAUCUGUGCCAUCACCACCUGGAAGUCCUGCUGGUGCUUCAAGAGGCCCUUCACCUUUACCUAAAUUUGGUCUUCCAGUGAGACCAAGUGCUCCCAUUCCCUCCACUCCAUCCAGUCCUGGUCUAGCUGUCCCUCCUAGUUUACCACCUGGAAGACCCAGAGCUUCAUCCAAUGCUUCACCAUUAGCUCAACCACCUGUCAUUCCAAAGACAUUUGGCAGCAACAAUAACAAUGCCAGCAGUGCAACAUCCAGUCCUCCACCAGCGCCCCCUCCACCCCCUCCCAUGGUGGGAGGAUCUGGAUCGCCACCACCACCGCCUCCUCCUCCACCUCCUCCUAUGGGCAAUGCAUCCAUCCCAGCUGCUCCACCACCACCACCGCCUUCAUUUGGAUCUCCCGUGCAACGUAAUUCCCCAUUAGCCACUCCCCCAAGAUCGCCUCUACCACCACCACCUCCAUCCACGUUCAAAAACAACAACCCACGAUCAUUUGGACAAGCUCCACCUGCUGCACCUCCACCAUUAGCUGGUAUCAGCAAGCCACAGCCACCUACAUACAACACCAACAGAACAGGACCUCCCUCUGUACCUACGCCCCCUCCACCUCCAUUCUCCAUGAGCAACAACAAUAACAAUAGACCUUUGCCACCCUCAUUCAAUAGAUCACCGCCAUCUCAACAGCAUCAGCAAGUGCCAUUGACAGAAGGAGGAGGUCGAUUCACAUUCAGAGCUCUAUCUGAUUUACCUCCACCCAGAGCUGGAUUUUCAAAGAAGCAUCAUGUGUAUCCCAGUGGAGAAUCGAGAGGAAACAGUUAUCCACUGGAUUAUUCUAAAUUCCGUUAG